Molecule: messenger RNA, 4161 nt
Organism: Purpureocillium takamizusanense
Lineage: Eukaryota; Fungi; Ascomycota; Sordariomycetes; Hypocreales; Ophiocordycipitaceae
Exons: 7
Coding region: 580-2490 (636 amino acids)
Biological process (GO): positive regulation of transcription by RNA polymerase II
Cellular component (GO): nucleus
Molecular function (GO): DNA-binding transcription factor activity, RNA polymerase II-specific; transcription cis-regulatory region binding; zinc ion binding
Source: RefSeq, a predicted model, not a curated record
CCUCCCCCCACGCGGCCCCCCGGACGGCGCCAGCCACACAGCCUGCUGCAGAUAUCUGGCUUCCACAGCGGCGCCCCAGCAGAUCUCGCCCGUCGUCACUCCUUCCAACAACAUACUCCGCGCGCAUCUCGCGAGACCAGCACCACGAACAGACGGGAGGGAAAACCAUUCAUCGAGACCAGGACCGCGCGCGCACGCGUAUAAUACUAUCGCCGGGAAAGCAUCAAGGCAUUUCUUCAUCUACGACAUAUCCCACCCGUCCGGCCAUCCCUCCAUUGACGGCAUCGCCUUGUGUGCGACCCAACAGCUCUCCCUUUGGGCUAGAGCCGCCGAGCAUCGCCAUUCUCAUCACGUCUCUCCUUCCUCUCGCCCACUUCACCGAGACAUCGAAGAUCCUCACCAACAGCGUGCGGCGACGUUUGCCCUCACGGCUCCUCGCCAUCACUCCCCCGGCUAUCCUUUGAACCCGCCCGCCACUCAGCUUUUGCGUCAAAGACCCCUUCCGUGUCUCCUCGUUCCCUCUCUACUCUCCCUCCCCUACGGCGGCGAGGCCCACUGAGGGGCUGCCCGCUGGCCCAAAUGCCGGCGGUCAAGCAGCCGUGCCUCCAGUGCAAAGAGAAACACGUAAAAUGUGACGAGGACCGCCCGCGCUGUCGCCGCUGCCAGUCCAAGCAGCUGCCAUGCACCCGGCCAACCAAGCAGACCGUCUUCAAGCACGGCUCCGUCGCGAGCUUCUCCAAAGACCAGAAAUGGGUCAACAGCGCGGCCCGGCACUUCCGAUUCCACCCCCGGGGCGGCGCUGCCGAACGAGGAGGCCCCGACGGCGCAUGCGGCAGUCCGGACGACACGAGGCCGCCGCGCACGGCGUCGCUGACCUCGCCGUCGCAGAUGACCGACGCGGGGGGCCACGGCGCAUAUACGGACGCACGCUCGAGCCAUGGCUCGCCAGGCGUCCCGUCGUCGCCACCUCACUCUCGCUCGCCCACGGACGCUGACUACGGGCUCCCGACGUACGAGAGCGCCUCCAGCAGGGUGCUUCCCGGCCUGACGCACGCGGAGAGCUUCCACGCCGACUCGGGGCCCGACUACACGCCGGGUGUGCCGCCUACGAUCCCGUCCAUCUCGUACCUCACCUCGUCAGCGAGCCACUUCUCGCCGCGCCUGCAGGACAGGACGACGACCGCGGUCCACCCCGCGUCCCCGCCGUCAUUGUACCCUCCAGAGUCCCCGGGAAUCCCGGCCGUGUCGGCCGUGCCCGUCUCGCGGCCGCACACUGAUUCGCAAAGGCCGUUUCCGCUGCAGAACGUGCAGGAGGCGUGUCUAUUGCGCUACUUUAUCGAGGAGAUAUCCCACUGGUUCGAUCUCUGCGAUGAGGACCGUCACUUCCAGCUCGUCGUGCCCGUCCUCGCGCGCCAGCACCCGCACCUCCUCGACGCCAUCUUCGCCGUCGCGGCGCGGCACCUCAGCCGCCUGCCGCAGUACAAGACGGGUCCGCGUGGCUCCAUCCUCUACCAUGGGCAGGCCUUGCCGCACCUCGACGAGCACGCCGCCGUCGAGUACAUGCUGCGCUGCAUCCCCGCGUUACGGCAGUUCGACGACGCACGCGCCACCGACGCCGACUACUGCGACAGCAUCAUCGCUACGGCCGUCAUCCUCCGCCAGCUCGAGGAGAUUGACCACGAGGACGACGACCACGCCGGCAACUCCGGGCGCGGCGGCAACAGAAACGGUGACAGCGACGACGGCGUACGCGACCAGCAGCGCCAGCCGCGGCCGCGGUCCGUCAACUUCUUGGCCAUCAUCGACGCCGUGCUGCGCAGCCUGCCGACACGCGAUGCCUUUCGCCAGCGCAGCGUCAUGCAGGCCGCGUACUGGAUGGCGCUGCGGCAGGAGAUCUUCAACUCCUUCACGCGCCGCGAGGCGCCGCAGCUCAUGCUGCCGGCCGAGUUUUGGCACAGCGCGUCGCGCGCCAACAAGGUGGUGAUGCACCUCGUCCAGUGCGCCAAGUGGCACUGGGGCGACGGCUCGAAUCACGAGUGGAUGCGAUUGAUGAAGCAACAGGAGCUGCUCGAGCACGACAUCCUUCCCGCGUUCCAGCCCCUCUAUCAGAAGUCGGCGGACAAGACCAAGGGAGAAAUUUUCCCCACCAUUUGGUACGGGAGCAACAUCGAGGUGACGAGCGUGCAGCUCGGGCUCAUAGCCAAGUCGGUCCUGGUGGCUGAGAACCCCUACCUCAAAGCGCAGUCGGCAUCGCGGGCGAGCUGGCGCAUGGUGGAAAACGAGGUUCGGCUCCUCCUCCUCGAGCUCUGCGGCAUCGCACUUUGCAAUCCGGCGUCACCCCCGGCACUGGUGCAGGCGGCGCUGGGCAUCGGCACCUACGCCGACUUCUUCACGGACCAGUACGAGAGACACGCCAUCCGCGGCGUCGUGGAACGGUAUCGCGACACCCACGCCUGGCCGGUGCAGCGGCUGCUCGAAAUGUUUCAGUGAAGCCGGAUCACAGGUCUCGGAGGUCUUGGCAGCCGAUGUCUGCCAUGACACCUUUCUUCCAUGGCAUCGGGAAAAGUAGAGCCAGGCAUUCAGCCAGCCCCGUUCACGUCGUCGAUGCUAGGCCGCUUCCAUACCCUCUGGUGCCCCAAAAGAGUGCCGAGAAAGACCCCCUUGAGCGUAAAUGCUGCGCAGCCCAACCAUAUAAUGACAAGCACAAUUGCCAGCACGGUGGACCAGACGCGAAAUGCUGGCGAGUCGAGCAGCUUCCCAAGCUGCACGGCGGCGUUUGUGUAUACUCCCUACGUUGAGCCAGUCAGCGCAUUGGAAUCCAUCACUCGGCAAAAAUGGGACGAGGCAAAUCUACCCAGGGAAAGACAAUGGCCCACACGGUCACGGCAAAUUGCAUGGGCGGUUUGCUGCGGAAGUGGUUGACAAAGGAGCGCCCGAUGCUCACCACGGCAAACAACCACCAAAAGGUGCCCUGGCCCCAGAGCGUGAGGCCGACGAGCAUGCUCGCGUAGCCGAGUGGCCGCAUGGCGUCGUCAGUCAGGAGCACCCUCUCCGUCUGCCCCGGCUCGGCGGCUCCCAGCUUGCCGUUGAGCGACAGCAGCGCGGCGCCGAGCGCCUGGAGAGCAAAGCUCGACUGGCCCCAGGGGCCACACGAGACCAUCUCGGAGAAUACCUGGGCGCCAACGAGGGGUUCGGCGCCCGUCUCGGUCUCCCAGGGCGACAGGACACGGGCGACGAAGAGAAUGUCGAGGAGAAUGGCCAAGGGCAGCCCGAGGCCGACCUCGAGAUACGCAACGACGAUCAUGGGCACCUUCUCGGCUGGUGUGAGGAAGGGCCCGGAAGCUGUCGCGGAGCAGAGGGUGCCGGCGCCGGCGGCCGAGGUGAGGGCGGCGAUGAGCGGCAGCUGGGUGCUCGGCGUCAGGCAGUUGAUGAAGCCUCCCUCUGCGUGUAUCGAAUGAACAAAGAGCAAGGGGAUCAGGAGACAGGCGGCCACGGCCAUGGCACAGUUGAGCCACCAAAGGACGUAGACGACGAGCGCCCAGGGGCGGCCGCCCCAGGGCCCGGGCACGACGACGAGGGCCAGCAUCUGGACGACGGACAUGAAGGCGACGCUGAUGCUGGCGAGGCACGCGGCCUCGGAGGUGUCGGAGGCGACGGCGCGGAGGGCGGCCCAGGGCGACGGCCGCGCGAGGGCGAGGCGGCACAGGAACAAGGCCGAGGUGGCGGCGAGGAGGGCGACGGCGGCGACCCAGAAGACGACGGAGAUGGCGUCGAGCCCGCGGAAGCGGUAGUCGAGCUGGUGCAGGACGAGGGCGACGCUGCCCGUGCCCUGGGGGAUGAGGAACCACGGCGAGCGGAAGCUGCCGAGGGCGAGGCGCGCGUGCGAGGGCUUGCCGCUGCCGACGUCGACGCCGCCAUUGCGCGCGCGAUGACGACCUGUAGAGGAGCCCAUGUUGAGGGGCCGUCUAGGAGGGAAACCGACGGCGUGUGGGCAUGGCCGUGAGAGUCAAUGGCUGGGGAUAGAUAGGUGCGAGUUGGCCGAGCGCAGCUCCAGCCUGUUGUUGGUGGUUUUUGUAUGUACGACUAGUAUGACGUCGAUGAGUUGGCUAAACUCAAGACGGAGCAAUCUGUGCCACCAAGACUCGAACACCAUGGCCGCAC